Messenger RNA from Argiope bruennichi, 1920 nucleotides. Its product is annotated as nose resistant to fluoxetine protein 6-like. The record is from RefSeq and is a predicted model, not a curated record. The transcript has 14 exons. NCBI's taxonomy places the organism in Eukaryota, Metazoa, Arthropoda, Arachnida, Araneae, Araneidae. Bases 145 to 1854 code for a protein of 569 amino acids. Gene Ontology annotation, molecular function: acyltransferase activity, transferring groups other than amino-acyl groups.
AUUAUGAUGAUUAUAGCUGAUGAUUAUAGUUAACAUCUGUCCGCGUAGAAAAAUAAAGCCAAGAAUCUAUCUGAUAAACGCAAUGUGUGUAUAGAUCCUUUUCCAUGAAGAAUUAUACAAUUUCAACUGCAAGAAAAAAUUGAAAUGGAUGUUAUAGAUAUCAAAAUGGAUAAUCAAGCCGAUACUUGUAGAGAGGAAGCAUGGCAAGCAACCCUUCCUACUUUUCUGCUCAAUUUGGGUGAUAGAUGGCCAGAGGCAGGUAAUAUUUCCAUAACGCAAAGUCAACAGGAGCCGAAGAAGCUAACAACAGAGGGUUUCUAUGUUUUGUGCUUGAUUGUGUUGUUCGUAAUACCAUCUCUAAUCGGAAGCGCAAUCAACGCUUUCGAAUCUUUUUGUGGUGCAUCCCCGAAGAAAAAGAUUUCAACAAACGGGAAGGAUCAAAGGAAUGAUGCAAAUGGUGAAACAAAUGUUACAACGACAAAGGAGGAAGAUGAAUCUCCAGCGAUUUCAGACUGGAGAGAAAACUGCAGAAAAUUUUUUGACUGUUUCUGCAUUCAGACAAAUGCAAGAAAAAUACUACGCAUUUCAUCUAGCCCGGGAUAUCUGGAUUGCAUAGACGGAAUACGAGCAAUACUUUUCCUCUGGAUCUAUUUAACGCACUUUUUCACCUUUUAUGGUGCAUCAAUAAAAAAUAUAAGUCAGUUCAUUCCACACUUUAAUAAUAUGACGAUUGUUAAGUUUGCUGGUCAUGCAGUUUUUGUUUUGGAUACUUUUAUAAUACUCAGUGGAUUUUUAACUGGAUACUCAUUUUCUGAUUACUACGAGAAAAAUAAUGGAAAAGUACCGUGGAUAUUAUUUUACGCCGUCCGAUUUUUAAGGGUAAUGCCAUUAUACAUCGUUCUGCUGGGAUUCUAUUCUACCCUCUUCACUUACAUCAGUUCUAGCCCAAUAUGGCCAACCUACAAUACAAAUCCAGUGUGCAGAGAAAAUUGGAUAUGGAACAUUUUAUUUAUAAAUAACUUCCUUUCACACUACAAUCAGUGUAUGGGCAUGACUUGGUUCCUCGCAUGCGUUAUGCAGUUGCACGUGAUAAGUCCUUUAUUUCUGCUUCCUUUAAAAAGAUGGCCCAAAGUUGGAUACGCUUUGUCGGUAGUCGCCAUCUUCUGCUCAUGUGUUGCAACUUACAUCGUAACGCUAAAAUACAACUUGUUUAACAUUUUACCGAAAACUCUCCCUGAAAAUAAUUCAGCAGAAGUAUUAGAAGGAAUGCUGUGGAAAAAUAUUGAUGAAUUGAACCAGAAGACUUACAUAAGAUUAAUCCCUUAUUUAGUUGGAUUAAUACUUGGAGUUUAUUUACAAGGCAGAAAUCCUUCCAAAAAGAACAGUUUGCUGACUUUGACUUUUGGAUGGAUUAUGUAUGUUUUUCUGAUGUGGUACUGCAUUGUCGUCCUUUAUGCAAAAGAAGAAUCUCCUUGGCAAGAGGGUGUAUAUAAUGCUGUUAAAAUUGUUUUAUUUUCCUGUUGUUUUUCAUGGAUUGUUUUUGUUUGCGUUACACAACAAGGAGGGAUAAUCGGCAGAUUCAUUUCACAUCCAAUUUUCAAGCCAAUUUCCCGUCUAUCAUUCUGUGCUUACCUCACUCAAACUAUGCUGUUUGAAGGGUAUUUUUUAAGUGUUGAAGUUCCUGUGGGUGAAUCUUUCGUACGCGAAGGAUUUUUUGGCGUGACAUGGUUUCCAGUUUUUGGUCGUUUAUUUCUGUGGACAUUUGCUUUGGCAUUCGUCGUAUCCGUGCUGUUCGAGUAUCCUGUAACAAGGUUAUUACAAACUUACUUCUCAGGAAAGAAAAAAACACAGUGAUUUUCAUCUAGAAAACGAAUUUAUUUAUUUUUUCUUUAUAGCAAAUAAAUGUGAUUAUUUUGAGAA